CUGCGUUUAUCCAAGGUAACUGAUAAGCAACUUUCUGCCAAUUUCAGAGUUCUUCAUCAUGCAGUGGAGUCGAGGAAUAGUGAAGCCAGCGAUGGAACAGGGCAGACCCAGUUUGCAGCAGAAGACACCGCCCGUCUUCAACGCAUGGCUCUGAGCUGGGCGGAGAUCGCACUACGUUUGACUCGCCUUGCGCAGACAGAUCAGGCUGUUAAUUUUAUCCAAGCCGCUGAAAUGGCCUGUCAGAGACUUGGUACCGAGAAGAGCACCGGAAGAAUCCGGAGCCUACUCGCGUUAACAAAGGCGAAACUUAUGCUCAUGGAGAACAAUUAUCCCUGCGCGGUUACUUUGUCUACAGUUGCUACGGAGCUGGCAAAGGACUUCCCUGACAUCUGGUUGGCAGCAUUUUCGACCAAGGUAGAAAGCCUUGCAAACGAUCCCUUACUAAUUAGAGAAGACGUUGAUUUGCAUGAUCAUAGGCAGACCACCUGUGCACAUCUGGGCAUAUUGGCCGCCCUCAGGGAUUGCUCCAACGCAAUGAGUGCCCUUUCUGGCAGAGUGAAUGCUGGAGGCGGCAACAACAGCCCAUACGGUAGGAUGCUCGCGGAAGUGCGUGCCCUCGAUUUUCAACUGCAACUGCGGAAAGCCAAGUGCUCCUACUUUAGGUUAUUGAUGAACGUGAUCAAUCAGGUUGACAUGGAGGAGUGUGCCUUAUUGCAACGUCUCCUUCAGUCGUCGGAAUGGUCCAAAUAUAACGGUUCCUUGAUGGUUUACUGUGAAGCCCUGUGCAAUGAGUUGGAUCAAAUUGAAGACAAGGCUCUGUUGUUACGUGGAAUUCUUAUUCCCAGUCUUGAGUAUUGGGAGUUUUGCUUGCGAGUUCUAUCGAUCGCCCAGGUAAUAACAUUGUCGCUCAAGAGGUUUUCGCUGAUUCGUAUAAAGAAAAGUUCACAUUCCCUGCAAAUGCAUCCGGUGAUUUCCUAA
Dibothriocephalus latus is the source of this 978-nucleotide messenger RNA. The record is from the annotation of a GenBank genome assembly. Lineage: Eukaryota; Metazoa; Platyhelminthes; Cestoda; Diphyllobothriidea; Diphyllobothriidae.